UAGGAAAAGAGUGAAGACGUUGGCCUUGAUAGUACAGACCGGCAGCCCGCCUACAGCCACCACCAGUUGACGGGUCGGGUCCGUUGCGCGAGGUGGUGUCUCGUCGUUGCUCUACGCAUCACUUUCACCCCACAGUUAAGGAGGAUCCAAACACACGCUGGGCCUUGCUGAGCAUCACCCGCGCCACUAAACAGGUUGCCGCCGGCAAGGCUAAGCAACUAUGUCAACAGAUACCACCGACCUCACGAGCUACGACAACCCGGCCUUCCUGACCGAUACCAAUGGCACCGCGGCCGACAACUUGGCUGAGGCCGAGGAGGGGAAGGCGACGCCGAGGGAGGAGGACAUACACACCUUGAAACGGGUGGUGGUGGGCGCGGAACACUCGUAUCCGCCCGAGAAGGAUACGGGCACAUCGGCCAACUCCUACCGCGUCAGCAGGUCACUGGAAAAUGGCACCCAGCUCCCUCAGGGGCAACCUGCCUCGCCGGAGGAACAGCACGAGGAAGGAGACGACGACGAGGACAACAGUCUCUGCAGCCUGUUCCCGGGCUACGCUUCACUCAAGGAGAGAAUCUACACCCUCGCCAAGGGCCGGGAUUUAGAGCGGUGGCUGCGGCGGCUCGUGCUCAUCGUGUUGUGCUGCCUCUACGUCGCCUACUUCAUCGCCGUGCUCGUUAUACGGUCAAAAGUCGAGGAGGAGGACUACUGGUGUGACGGAGACGGGUUCCUCAUCCUCCUCACCGUGUUUGUCGUGACGGGGAUCCUUUACUUCAAGGUCGUGAAGCCAUUAUGGGGCGAAUACUUGUACCACCACGUCGGUCUGCUCGUGAGUGCAUUGAUGUCCAAACUCUGGCGCUACAGGGUGGUGCGCAUCUGCCUGGGCCUCGGGCUGGUGCUGGCCGUAGCGAUCUUCGUGGUGGCGGACUCCUGGCAUGAACCUCACCGCCUCAUCUCCCUCUUUGGCGUGUUCGUGCUGCUCCUGUUCGGCUUCGUCUUCUCCACCGCCCCUCGCAAGGUGAGGUGGAGACACGUGGCCUGGGGGAUGGGCCUGCAGUUCAUCCUGGGGCUGAUGAUUCUCCGCUGGCCGCUGGGCAAGGCCGUGUUCCAGUGUGCCGGGGACAAGGUCUCCGCCUUCCUCGCCUUCACGGAUGCGGGCUCCGGAUUUGUCUUCGGAAAACUCGUCAGCGAACAACACAUAUUUGCAUUCCAGGUGCUGUCUGUGAUCCUGUUCUUCAGCUUCUUCAUCCAAAUCCUAUACUACUACGGCGCGAUGCAGUGGGUGGUGCUCAAGCUGGGCUGGCUCCUGCAGGUCUCCAUCGGCACCACCGCCUGCGAGAGUGUCAACGCCGCCGCCAACAUCUUCCUCGGCCAGACGGAGGCGCCGCUGCUCAUCAAGCCGUACAUUCCCCUCAUGACCAAGUCGGAGCUGCACGCCGUCAUGACCGGAGGGUUCGCCACCAUCGCCGGCUCGGUCCUCGCCGCCUACAUCUCCUUCGGUGUAGACGCCUCACACCUCCUGUCGGCGUCGGUCAUGAGUGCCCCAGCAGCCCUCGCCUAUGCCAAGCUUUUCUAUCCUGAAACCAAGCAAUCAAAAACCAGUUUCAAGGACAUCCAGAUUGUUAAAGGAGAUGAGGCCAACUGGCUGCACGCCGCCAUGGUGGGGGUGACCAACGCCAUCCCGCUCGUCGCCAACAUCGCCGCCAACCUCAUCGCCUUCUACGCCUUCAUCGCCUUCUGCAGCAGCAUCUUCGACUGGGGCUGCACGCUAGCCGGGGCCGAGGCAGGCGUGUGCUCCCUCGAGAGUCUGUUCGGCUGGAUCUUCAUGCCGCUUGCGUGGGUCAUGGGUGUGGACUGGGUGGAGUGUGACCUCGUGGGUGAGCUGAUCGGCCUCAAGACCAUCGUGAAUGAGUUCGUCGCCUACGCCAAGCUGUCUGAGAUGAAGAAAGCCGGGCUGCUAUCGAAACGCGCGGAGAUCAUCGCGACGUACGCCCUGUGUGGCUUCAGCAACAUCAGCUCCAUCGGCAUCAACCUGGGGUCCUUCGGGGCCAUGGCGCCCUCCAGGCGUGCCGACCUGGCCAAGGUGGUGGUGAGGGCCAUGAUCGCCGGUAGCUGCGCCUGCUUCCUCACAGCCUGCAUAGCUGGCACGCUGCUGAGCGACGCCGAUGCCCCCGGGAGUGUCACCACCGCCGUCAACGCCACCCUCGGCACCUAGAGCCGCCGGACGGGGCGCCGCGGCGUCGGGUGGCCAUCGCCCACCAACCCUCGACAACCUGAAGCCGAUCACAGUCACCCUCAUCGCAUCACACCAUCACCAGACUCCGCCUGGUAUUCAUCCGUCACUGGAGGGGAAGCAUCACAUUAUCCACGAGAGUUGUGAAUUAAUUUACCUUUACUAUGUACUUACUCAAAGUAUCGUUUUUUUUUUUUUU
Messenger RNA from Eriocheir sinensis (Chinese mitten crab), 2432 nucleotides. RefSeq names its product sodium/nucleoside cotransporter 1-like. Gene Ontology annotation, cellular component: membrane. Gene Ontology annotation, molecular function: nucleoside:sodium symporter activity. Bases 221 to 2215 code for a protein of 664 amino acids. The transcript is spliced from 14 exons. The record is from RefSeq and is a predicted model, not a curated record. Gene Ontology annotation, biological process: nucleoside transmembrane transport. Lineage: Eukaryota; Metazoa; Arthropoda; Malacostraca; Decapoda; Varunidae.